UGUUGAUCGCCUCAACUACGAAAAGGCUCUCGUUCCUGUCAUUCAGAAUAUUGAUGGGUUUGUUCAUGGUCCGUGUCCUCGGCUUCAGUGGGUCGAUAAACCUUCGCAUUCCAAAGCUUGUCCUAUUCUUGGCUUUCUUGUCCUUCACCAAUGCGACGGCGCACCAUGGAAGUAUGCACAAUGAAUGGAGCGAUGAUGGAUUUCUAUCAAGUUCGCAUAGGAUACUAUCCACGUAUGAUAAGUGUAUCUUGAUGCUGUGCGGUGCGGUACUUCUCAUAUGUACCGUUGCAUUGUUAGUUCAGGCAUGCCGUAUCUUGGCCGACAUCGCUCGAAAAGAACGUCUUUGGCGACAAGAGGAUUAUCUAGCGGAAGAGGAGCUACUCAUGUCGGCCCUCGAGGCGGGUUAUGCAAAAGGCGGCACCCUUCCCCGAUAUGCGACUCGUUUUGGUGCCCUUUCGGAACAGGAAACCGAUGUGAGUGGCGUACGGAAGGUUGUCCUGGUGGUCAAUGACACCUAUGCGACGAAUGUCGCCCAAGAUGCCUACGCGGACUGGUUUGUGAGGUGGUGUCAUCUUCAGGAGGAAGCCUCGAACUAUGCCGCUGAGGGGCCCUCCGAUGAAAUGACUCCUUUAAUUGACGUGGGAUCUCCAGCGGCACCGCGGUAUUUAGAUGGGAUUGGGACACCUUCUUCACAGGGGCCUUCGGAUGGAGUGACUCCGCUCAUCGACGUUGGUUCUCCGGAUGCCCAACAAAAUUGGGCUGACCCUGCAACCUCUCCUCGGCCGCUUUUGGCUGAAUGAUUUGCAGCUGCCAUCGGACAGAAUAUUCUGUGCUGAUUCAGCAGUUUAUCUUUAUCCCCCAUCGCUUUCGCGUGACCCAAAGUCGAAGGUGAUCCGACUCCUCCAGAAAUCAUGACUAGGCUGUGACUGAGGCAAUCCCACCUGACGUGCCAACAUGCCGCCAUGCCUAGGAUCUUAACUCAAGAUUCCUUGCCUAAGGGGCAUCGGGAGUCUCCUACAGAUGCUCUCGAAAUUUUUACUUGACCUAAAUCCCUAUCGCGGUCAUGAUCCUGGGGUCAUAAAGUCAUCAUUGUCUUGAGAAAGGGAAAUAAAGUCCCCUUCUGUUGGCUAGUCGACUAUAACAGCAUUCGAGACGAUGACCCUCAUGCUAAUCGGGAACGGAUCUUGGCCAGGGUGGAGGACAUCGCAAGUGCAUGAUACGAUCUAUUCAAAAAGGUAUAUACGUGCUUAACGGACAACAGAUACGCAUGCUAGUUCCUCGUAAUCAAUCACUGUCAUCACUUGAUAGUUACCUUGCAUUCGUUACGGGCUCAUCCCGGUGGUAUUAUCCGCAUUUGUGAGUGUAUAUCAUUAGCAAAACCCAAUCUCUG
This is a messenger RNA of Aspergillus caelatus, 1390 nucleotides long. RefSeq lists its product as uncharacterized. The record is from RefSeq and is a predicted model, not a curated record. The transcript is spliced from 2 exons. Bases 54 to 800 code for a protein of 248 amino acids. NCBI's taxonomy places the organism in Eukaryota, Fungi, Ascomycota, Eurotiomycetes, Eurotiales, Aspergillaceae.